Molecule: messenger RNA, 2545 nt
Organism: Anolis sagrei ordinatus
Lineage: Eukaryota; Metazoa; Chordata; Lepidosauria; Squamata; Anolidae
Gene: TMEM135
Product: transmembrane protein 135
Source: RefSeq, a predicted model, not a curated record
AGAUGGAGGGGGGGUGAGAGAGGCUGACCGAGAGUAACCCCGGCGGCUCGAGCCGCCCCGCGCGACCUUUCUCCUCCAUUGGCGGCGGCGCGCGCUCUUGUUUUCUCUCCUUCUGAAGUCCCCCCUCCCCUUUUCAAAAUAAUACCCAAGAUGGCGGCGCUGAGCAAAUCCAUCCCCCACAGCUGCUACGAGAUCGGGCACACCUGGCACCCGGACUGCGGGAGGGCCUUCGUGCACAUCACCCAAGGGGCCCUGGCAGAGUCGCUCCGCAUCUACGGCACCCUCUACCUGAUUGCUGCAAUUCUGCGAAAGAGAAAACUUGAUUAUUAUGUACACAAACUGCUCCCUGAAAUCCUGCAAUCAACAUCCUUUCUGACAGCAAAUGGAAGUCUAUACAUUGCAUUUUUCUGCAUUUUAAGGAAGAUCCUGGGUAAAUUCUAUUUUUGGACCCCUGGGCUUGGUGCAGCUUUACCAGCUUCUUACGUGGCUAUUCUUAUUGAGAGGAAGAGCAGGAGAGGGCUGCUUACAAUUUAUAUGGCUAAUUUGGCCACAGAAGCAUUGUUUCGCAUGGGAGUAUCGAGGGGAACAAUUACUCCUUUAAGACACGGAGAGGUCCUUUUGUUCUGCGCCACAGCUGCCCUGUUUAUGUUCUUUUUCAGAUGCAAGGACGGCUUGAAAGGUUUUACAUUCUCAGCACUGAAGUUCAUUGUAGGUAAAGAAGAAAUACCCACGCAUUCAUUUGCACCAGAAACAGUGUUUCUAAGAAGAGAGAGAAAAAGAAAACACCAUGAAGAAAUCAUACAGCGAAUGAACAUAAUUGCAGUAACAAAGAAAUUUGUAGACAAAGUAUGCAAACAUGGGCCGAGGCACAGAUGUUGUAAACAUUAUGAAGAUAACUGUAUCUCAUAUUGCAUCAAAGGCUUCAUUAGGAUGUUUAGCGUUGGUUACUUGAUCCAGUGUUGCCUUCGAAUCCCAUCAGCAUUCCGGCAUCUGUUUACAAAACCUUCCCGUCUGCUCUCCCUCUUCUACAACAAAGAAAAUUUCCAGCUUGGGGCUUUCCUGGGGUCAUUUGUCAGUAUAUACAAAGGUACGAGCUGUUUCUUACGGUGGGUAAGGAACCUGGACGAUGAACUCCAUGCGCUUAUUGCAGGGUCUCUGGCAGGAAUGUCAAUGAUGUUUUACAAAAGCACUACUAUUUCUAUGUAUCUGGCUUCUAAACUAGUGGAGACCAUGUAUUUCAAAGGCAUCGAAGCUGGAAAAGUUCCGUAUUUCCCACACGCGGACAGUAUCAUCUAUGCUGUAUCCACAGCUAUAUGCUUCCAAGCAGCUGUGAUGGAAGUUCAGAACCUGAGACCUUCAUAUUGGAAAUUCCUAUUACGGCUGACGAAGGGAAGGUUUGCUCUCAUGAACAGGAAGGUUUUGGAUGUAUUUGGCACCGAAGCAUCUAUGCAUUUCAAGGAUUUUAUACCUAAACUCGACCCUAGGUAUACGGUUGUACCCCCCGAGAUCCCUGUUGAGCAGUCCUGGAAGUGAUCCAAGAGUCUGUGGUUACGUCGGAGGAGCUAAUUAAUCUAACAGUCAGAUAGGCUGAGGAGGACUCACUUUCCACGUCAGCACAGUUUCAGUGUGUUAUGUUAUGGUGCCAAUCAGAACACACUCAAACGUUAUAGAGAGGAGAGGUGUUAAUUCCACUUCUCUCAUAGUAGAAAAAGCAUUUCUGCACCACUGAGACUGGUUGUCACAGUCUGAUGAUAGAGUUUUAUAUAAAUAUAUAAAUAAAUAAAUAUAUCUCGACGAAAUAAUAUAUCAAAAAAGAAAAUUUAUGAAAUCCCUGAAUGUGCAUAAAAUAAAAUAAAAAAGGCUUACAUUACAUUCAUUUUAAUUCAUUCCAAUAGAUAAUUUUUUUGGAAAAAAAUUGAUAUUUUUGCAUUUAGAAAAUAAAUGGUACAUGGAAAAACAUACACAUACAGAUGCUUUAUAGGUCUUAAAGUUAUUCUACAUUUUAUUUCCAAAGUCAAUUAUAGUGGGGAAGCUUUUCUGUGUUCUAGAUGGAAUUUUUUUAAAAAGAAAAAAAUACUUUUAUCACUGAAAACUGUUUAAAGAGGCAAUAUUUGUUGCCCUGUUUAUGACUGCACUGCUUACGUUCAGGUUUGGCUUUGAAAACUGCCUUCCUAGAGCAACGGCUCUUCUCUUAAAUCCAGUUGUACACCUUGGAUCACGUUGAAAGGGAGAGAAAACACUUAAUUUUUUUAGGUCUGGAUAACAUAGCUCUUAAAGAACUUAUAGACGCUUAUAUGAAUACCAGAAAAAGGCAAGACCACCGCAAGAUGGAAUGUAGUAAUUUUUGGAUGUUUGAGUAAAUCUCACAAACGACUAGAUGAAUUUAAGAAAUGUACACAAAAAAGACUUCAGAAAAUGGACAUUUCCUCGAAUGUGGAAUUAACUUGUCUAAGCCUGUGUACGAUGUCAGUAAUACAAUGGCCUUUGAAAGGAAUGAAAACCCCAAUGUGUAAUGGGUGAAUAAAACAGAAUGAUUUGUUAAGAA